Messenger RNA from Clupea harengus (Atlantic herring), 696 nucleotides. RefSeq names its product troponin I, fast skeletal muscle-like. Gene Ontology annotation, biological process: cardiac muscle contraction; skeletal muscle contraction. Gene Ontology annotation, cellular component: troponin complex. The record is from RefSeq and is a predicted model, not a curated record. Lineage: Eukaryota; Metazoa; Chordata; Actinopteri; Clupeiformes; Clupeidae.
ACCAGCAAAAAGAUGAACUCAAGCCGCAGAUAUCAACUGAAGAGCUUAAUGCUUCAGAUUGCCCAGGACAGGCUCAAGCAGGAGGAGAUUGACCGUGUGACUGAGAGGGACAACUACAUGGAGGAGCACUGCCCUACUCUGUGUCUUCCAAGUGACGUGCAGGAGCUCCAGGACUUAUGCAAAAAGCUUCAUCAGGCCAUUGACAAGAUUGAUGACGAGAGAUAUGACCUGGAGUCUAAGAUGACCAAAGGAAUUACAGAGCUUGAAGACCUGAAGUUUAAGGUAGUAGAAAUGAAGGGUAUGAAGAAGCCAGCUCUGAGAAAAGUACGCAUGUCUGCUGAUCAGAUGCUUCAGGCUCUGCUGGGCUCCAAGCACAAGGUCACCAUGGACCUGAGAUCCAACCUGAAGCAGGUGAAGAAGGAGGUCAAGGAGGAGCCUGCAGUCGCUGCUGGUGACUGGCGUAAGAAUGUUGAGGACAAGGCUGGCAUGGGUGGCAGGAUGAAGAUGUUUGAGGGCGCUGAGGCCUAAAUUGUCUUUUUUUUUGAAAGAACAUGUACACACACGUCUUUUGAGCUUGUCUCAUCACACCGUUGGAGUUUGUGGACUGCUUCAACUUUCAUUGUCCUCUCACUGCAUAACUGACCAUAACACAUUCAUAGCGGACCCUAAUCUUACAAUAAAUGUCUCAGAAAGUGA